This is a messenger RNA of Aureococcus anophagefferens, 1155 nucleotides long. RefSeq lists its product as hypothetical. The record is from RefSeq and is a predicted model, not a curated record. Lineage: Eukaryota; Pelagophyceae; Pelagomonadales; Pelagomonadaceae. The coding region runs from base 1 to 1155 and encodes 384 amino acids. Gene Ontology annotation, molecular function: ATP binding; ATP hydrolysis activity. The transcript is spliced from 2 exons.
AUGCGAUGUGAUCCUACUGCAAUUGCCCGACCAGAAAAUAUAGACUCAUCCAAAAAUUCGUGUACAGUGCCAACGCUAGCUUCAGGGGACGUCCACGUGACUAUAGAUGUGAUCGACAUCAAUAGCGCAAAUUGCCAUGCUACGAGUGUAGACCUCAAAUCAAGUUUUCGAGACCUGCGCAGAGAUCUUCAGACAGGCGUUGCUCCCCUCCACUUCAAGGACCUGACCUGUUUUUUAUCAAGGUUACGCAAAUGUAUUCUAAAGUCCUGUAGCGCCCAGUUCGAUUGCGGAACAGUGACUGCAAUCAUGGGCCCAAGCGGAGCUGGGAAAUCCACCCUCCUGGACUAUCUUGGCCAAAGGAUUCAUAUAUUACGUUCGCAUUCAAUAAAGCUAUCCGGCAGCAUCUACUUGGGCUGCACUCCAAUGACCCCUAGCUUGUUCCGCGCGCGAUGCGCAUAUGUUCCCCAACAUGAUGCGCUUUGGAGUACCUUGACAGUCCGAGAACAUUUUCUAUUUUGCAUUGCAUUUCUUGAUGGAUGCUACAAGCAGGAACGUCCUGUGGUUUCCAAAGUUAUUCAAGUACUGGGCCUAGCUAGCUGUGCGGACACCAUGGUCGGGGGGCCAUUGGUAAAGGGGUGCAGUGGAGGGCAGCAGCGGCGUACAAGCAUCGGGAUCGAAAUCUUGUCGAGACCAGAGGUCCUGUUGCUGGAUGAACCUACGACAGGCUUGGACGCGGUUGCAGCUCUAAAUAUUGUUAGACUGUUGCGAUACUUGGCCAAUUCAGAACGAAUAACUGUUGUGAACACGAUUCACCAGCCAAGUUCGUAUAUCUGGGAGGAGUUUGACAAUGUCCUGCUUUUGUCGACUGGUCAAGUUGCAUAUGCCGGUAGUCCGCACGAUGCCCUAGCACACAUGCUCAAGCUGGGCGUCUAUGCUUGGCGGCUUCACAUUGCGCGGUCGCUCCAAGCCCACGUUUGCAGUGUCUAUUACAGCGGGAAAGGGAAGAUGACAACACGCACGAGACUCAAGCCAGUGACUUUUCGCCAGACUCGCAGGACCAAGGGGACACCGACUGAAAAUGUGCUUUCGUGCUUUUUGUGUAGACACCGAUCGAAUUCGAAGAAAAUUUUGCGAGAUCGAGAGAAGCCACAUUAA